GGGAGUCGAGGGUGGUCCACCCGGCUCAGGACCCAUGUACGGAGGUCCGGGAGGGGCGAGAGGUGCCGAGGGGGGUGGCAUGAUGCCCCAAAGCCAGAGUCUGCCAGCCAACGUGGGGGGGAUGCCUCCCCAGCAGGGGGGUGGUCCCCCAGGAGGUCCUCCUGGGCCCCCCUCGGGUGCUCCUCAGCCCCCCGACGCCGAAAUGCAGUCGGACGAAUCUCAGUCUGACUCCGCCCCCCCUCCGCAGCAUGCCAAGAUGGCUUAUGAGUCAGGGGGUCACGGUAGCGAAGACAUGAAACAGCCGAUGCCACCACAGAGUCGCGGUGGUCCACCACAGAGUGGCGGCGACAUGCCACCACAACACAUGCAGCACCACGCACCACAGCCCAUGGAUGUCGACCAGAGUCGUGGUGUCCCCGAGUCAGCACAACCACAGACACCGCCACAGAAGCCCAACGAUCAAUAAUCGCUUAACAUUCUGUCAGUUAAUUCACGAACAUUACGGAUCAGAUAUUUGUCAGUAUGAUUCAAACAUAUUUUGACUUUGUGUUGAGUGAAUGAAAUUUGGGGGACUAAUAAAAAGAAUAUAGAGCUAGUGUUAAAUCAUAUGUAAUAUAGUCAUUAAAUUUAUUAUAUUGAUUGAGCUAUUUAAUGGCUCAUUGGAGGACUUGAUAUACAGUUAAUGGAACUUUUUAUCGUCUUAAUAGAUCAUAUUUACUGGAACGGAUCUUCAGAUGUACAUUUACAUUAAAUGCGACUUCAUUUGAGGAGCUACUUAUCUUCUCAAUAAAUCAUACACUUAGAAAUGUGAUUUUAAACAUUUUUACUUUGAAUAUGAAGUAUCUCGAAUGGAUUCUCCAAAUAGAAUGUCGCUGGUAGUAGUUUUUUAUAUGACUGAUCAAUUCUAGAUCAAUCUACGUAGAUUCUGAAAUUUUCAAAUAAAGUUUUUCUUUCAAUGAAUCAAAGCAACUGAUGGUAACCAGUUAUUAAUAAUCUUCUACGUUUGGAAGCUGCGAAAUCCAAUUUAAAACUGGAUGGUGUUAUGCAUCAGUAGACCAAGCGCCAAAACGAAAAGUUUCAGAAAUGAAGGUUUUGUUAGAAGUCGUCUCUAAAAUCAUGGGCACCACCAAUUUUGUUCUUGAUUCUUGUACACAUGUAAUAAAAUAUCAGCUGUCAUGAGA
Messenger RNA from Nilaparvata lugens (brown planthopper), 1181 nucleotides. RefSeq names its product basic salivary proline-rich protein 1-like. The coding region runs from base 35 to 466 and encodes 143 amino acids. The transcript has 2 exons. The record is from RefSeq and is a predicted model, not a curated record. NCBI's taxonomy places the organism in Eukaryota, Metazoa, Arthropoda, Insecta, Hemiptera, Delphacidae.